CCGGCGGGCGCGGCGCGCAGGCGCAGGCGCGGAGGGCGGGCGCGGGCGGAAUGGGGACUGCAGCGGCGGCAGCGGCGGCGGCCGGGGAGGGGGCGCGCAGCCCGAUCCCCGCCGCCGUGUCGCUCGGCCUGGGCGUGGCCGUCGUGUCGAGCCUGGUGAAUGGGUCCACGUUCGUGCUGCAGAAGAAGGGCAUCGUGCGGGCCAAGCGGCGAGGUACCUCCUACUUAACAGACAUUGUGUGGUGGGCUGGCACAAUUGCAAUGGCUGUCGGCCAAAUUGGAAACUUCCUGGCUUACACGGCGGUCCCCACAGUGCUCGUGACUCCCCUGGGUGCCCUCGGAGUGCCAUUUGGGUCCAUUUUAGCUUCUUACCUUCUGAAGGAAAAGCUCAACAUCCUGGGCAAGUUGGGAUGUCUGUUGAGCUGUGCAGGCUCCGUGGUCCUCAUUAUCCACUCCCCCAAGUCUGAGAGUGUGACAACGCAAGCUGAGCUGGAGGAGAAGCUGACCAAUCCAGUGUUUGUGGGUUACCUGUGCAUCGUGCUGCUCAUGCUCCUGCUGCUCAUCUUCUGGAUUGCACCAGCCCACGGGCCCACCAACAUCAUGGUCUACAUCAGCAUCUGCUCCCUACUGGGGAGUUUCACUGUGCCUUCCACCAAGGGCAUUGGGCUGGCAGCCCAAGACAUCUUGCACAACAACCCGUCCAGUCAGAGAGCCCUGUGCCUGUGCCUGGUGCUGCUGGCUGUGCUGGGCUGCAGCAUCAUCAUCCAGUUCAGGUACAUCAACAAGGCGCUGGAGUGCUUCGACUCCUCGGUGUUUGGGGCCAUCUACUACGUGGUGUUCACCACCCUGGUCCUGCUGGCUUCAGCCAUCCUCUUCCGGGAGUGGAGCCAUGUGGGCCUGGUGGACUUCCUGGGCAUGGCCUGUGGAUUCACGACCGUCUCUGUGGGCAUUGUGCUCAUUCAGGUGUUCAAAGAGUUCAAUUUCAACCUGGGGGAGAUGAACAAAUCCAAUAUGAAGACAGACUAGGAUGCAGCGGGGUUGAGGGGCUCAAGAACAGGCCUUGGAGGUGGUUCCUGGUCUUGAUUGGAUGUCGCGUGGAAGAGACCCUCAAUCCCCGGUGUUCGACUUGCCUGUGUACUAACAGGUGGCCUGGAGGACCGUGGGGAGUCUGGCUGGGCACCAGGGCAGGAGCCCAGCCUGAAGCUGCCCGACAGUUGACUGGGCAUCAUCUCUCUCUCUGACGAGACGAAUCGCAUUUUCAUUCCCAUUAACCUGGAAGCUUUCAUGACAACUCUUCCCUUCUAUAACAUUUUAACAUUAUUUAAACAAAAUAAAAACACAGCUCUUUCUGGUUUCAUUGUAGGAGAGCAGAUAUACUUAUGGGGUUGCUUCAGAAAUUGGAGAAAUUGUCUUGAAAUCAGGCUCUGUGUGGUAAAUGUGCCUGUCGUUGAGUUGGUUUGUAUUAGCACGUAUCACAUUCAGGUACAUCAUCCAGAUAAGUAUGUACCCUGAAUUGUUUUUAUUUCUCUGAUGAGGUGACCGUCCCCCUGACCCAUUCCCGCACAUUUUGAUAGCAAAUAGAGAGAGAAAUGACACAGAAGGUGAUAAUGCAGCAUUCCAUUGGCAGGAUGAUUUCUCAAUAGCUCAAAUCAAUUUCAGUGCCUUUAUCACUUGGGAUUAUUCACUUACCUUGAUUAUUACUCUGUGUAUAUUCUUUUAGACUAGGAUAGUGCAACUUCCUUGGUUAUACCUUAUUAUUUCAAUAUUCCAAUUAUAAAUAUAUAAAGCAGUUAGAAAUAAUAUACAUUCAUUGGAAGAUAGUCAAGACUCGAGAUGCAUUAGGGCAAAUUGACCCAUUUAGCAUGUACUUACUGUUCUCUCACACAAUUGGUUAAGUAGCAUGGGGUACUUUUAUUUGCAUUCAAUCUAUGUGAUUGAGAUCCAGCGUCAAAUAUCUACACCAUUCUUUUAGCAAGCAUUUGUGGCCAUACAAAAGUAAUAAAUUAUUUAACUUGAGAAAAAGGCUGUUAAAUCAAAGAACUAACAGUUCCACCACACAUAUAUUGAAUGUGCUGUAAUAUAGGAGCAUGUUAAGGGACAAUAGGCUAGUUUCUACAAAUUGAAACACAUAACAUUUUUCCAGAGAUUUUCUAGCAAAGAUGAAAGCAGUUUGGACAUCUCAUUAUUGUUUGAGAAGGCAGAGCAGCGUGCAGUUCCUCACGCUUCCUCUCCUGAAGCUUUCUAACGGUCAGGUUGACAUUAGUUAUUUCAGGAUUCACUUCAAAAAGCUCAUUCUUUUGCCAAUAGUAACCUUUCAUGCGCGUUUAGAGGAGGGAAGCAUGAAGUGAUUUCAUUGCGAGACAUACUUAAUGUGCAGUGUUCUAGUCUAAUUAGGAAACCAUUCCAAGUUCAAAGAUGAGAUUGAGUAGAAUAGAUGAAGUAGAACGUGACAUUUAAUAAUGUCCAGUUAAAGUUAAUAAGAAAAAUACAUUUUUUUUCUCCAGGCAAAAAGAACAUUUUUUAAACAGUUAUUAUUUUUAAAGAUGCAAGGAAUAGUUGUCUAAAGUGUUUAAUAAAGAGAUUAUAUAAAAUAAGACUACUGUAAUGUGACAGAGAGUGUAAGACACCUCUUUGAAUUAAAAGUAUCAAGUGAUGAUCGUAGAUUGUAGUGAUUUGUGAAUUAAGAGCAGUAAGGAAAUUAUUUGAAAAUGUUUUUAGAUUUUUCACUAACUUAUAAUUAAUAUAUGUUUAAAAAGUGGAUGAUUCUUUUUUAUCAGUUCUUGAUGUUUUUGUUUUUAUCACCAGUAUUUUUUAUAAAUGCAGAUCUUAAUUUAUUGAACUUUCUGAAUUUGUAAUGAAUUUACUGAACCUUCUGAAAAUAGUACAUAGCAGUAACAGUGCAUUGGUAGGCUUAAGGUGGUUUUCCUGGAUAAGGGGUUUAAGAUGUUCAAAGAACAGUGAGAAAGUUCAUGUGUCAGAUGGAAUUGAUCAUGAUUAUUUUGCUGUAGCUUCCAUGUAAAGCUUAAAUGCACCUGUUAGUGUAUGUUAGUAUAUUUUAAUCCACAGUUAUACUAUGGAUACUGACGUGGUAUGUGUUCUGAAUAAUCUUCCCUAUGAGUUUAAAACGGAAACAAACUUUUGAAACGUUAUUGGCUUUACUCGUCUUAAGGAUGGCAGGUGCUGGAACAGGUAGAAUUUCCCAGAGCUGCAUCAGUUCAACGGAUGGCUUUGGUAGAACACACUGUUUUGUCCCCAAGUGUACAUAGCAUUUAUUGUUUUUCAGCUAGCCUCCAGGUAAUUGACAUGCUAGUGAUUUGGCUGUCUGAUUUUCAGGCUAACAUAGAAUUUGUAAAUUCUGACUUGAUAGUAUUCAUUUAUCAAUUCAUAUUUUUGUAUUUUAUUUUUAUAUUUUAUGUGGGAAAUGUCAAGAAUAAAAAAUCCCUGAAUUGAAACUUUGGGAGGAGGGCCUCAAAUAGGAAUAAAUCUCUUUAUUAACCUUUUAAAAAGUAAAUACAUAUGAAACAAUUCUAUCAACAUGAUUUUUUUCAAGUGUCAUUUCUGAUAACGUUAAGGAAAAAUAGCUGUUUGUUUGCAAACUCCUUGAAGACUGAAGGGUUUUGAUCACCAUUUGAGGAUUUAUUCUUGCUAGAUGCUAAAAUAGGCCAUUUCUCACCUUUCCUGCUUGGACAAUGCUUUUCUCAUUUCAAUCUUUGCAUCUUAAUAGACUGCCUCUUGUUCUGUUCAUUGAUCUAGUGUAGGACUGAUUAAGGAUUCUGACCCAAACCCAGGACUCCAGAGACCACCCUGGAGUGUUCUGCUCGUCUGCAGGAUGCCUGAGUCCCUGAAGAAGGUUCUGGAAAGAAAGGACAGCCUGCUGCUUCUCAAGUGCAGGGAAAGGCGCUGCCUAGGCCGAGACCUCUGCGAAAGAAUCCGCUUUCCUGGUGGCCUUGCCUCUUGCUCAGACUGUCACCUUUGUCUUUUCUUAUCAGGUUGACAGUAAAAGGCAUUGCUGCUCUUUGUUCAGUGAUAAGAAAUAUUCUUUCAAUCCUACUUUUCAAACCAUUUUGUUGCACUCAGUUGUACUUCCCCAAAUUUGCCCCAGCGGUAGUAUGUUGGUUUCAUCCUUCCCUGGGUUUCAUGUCUGCUGUCGGAUAGAAGAGAGCACUAGUUGAAUGCACAGUCACCGCUCAUCUUUCUAUAGAGCUCAGCUCUUGGUAAACACCAUGCCUGACCGCUGGCUGCCAGUUCCUAGACUUCUGGACAACACUGAGAUGCUAGUGUCUGCCAGGUAUGGGCACAUGUUUGGUGCAUGGCAGGUGUUGGUGUCACAGUGCACUUCCCUGCUGCACAGCCCUUCUUGGGGGAUGAUACCUCUUUUCCAAGCUGCUUAACUGAUCUAGUAGAAUGGAGAGAAUGCUCUGUUGGCUCAUCCAGCCGCAUCCUUUGCUCUUCAGUGAUGCCCACUAGAUCCUGCUUAGACUUCCUGUGAUUAUGUAGGAAAUUCAGAAGAGCCAGUUCAGUGGAAGGUCUGCCUGUAACUGUACGCCUUAGCUUCUGAGGGCCUGAAGCACCUGCCCCUUUCAAUGCAUCUGUUCACCUACCAAGCAGGGUUGGAUGUAAUCUUGAUGUUCUGUCUUCUCAGGGACCAAACAGGUAUCAUGGAGAACUUAGCACUGACCUUCCUGCCACGGACAUGACCAUGUUCAUUUGUUGUAUGUUUUACUCAUAUUCAUAGCUAGAUUCUGUUGAGUGGGAAAGAGAAAAGACUAAUUUGCACACCAGGCAUGCCACAGGAUAGUUCAUCCUAUAAAAUACCUCAAUUUUUUUCGUAUUCCUCAUUUCCACCUCACAAUUGUACUAAGUAAUGAACUUUAAAGAUCUGUCCUUUAGCAGAUAGGUAGUUUUCCACGCCUGGCCAUAUUCUUAUACCUCUGUUGUAUACUUGAAAAGAUUCAGAAUUGUAGGAUCAGGAAUGAGAAUUUGGCUGAAUAUCAGUGCUCACAUAUUUCCAUACACGUUUCUCAACGCUAUGAGAUGUAACAAACGAACUAUAUUUUAAGAAACUGUAACUUUGCUACAUCAAAAAUGUUGUCUAAUUAAAAAGUUGAUGUUCAAUAAAAUGAUGAUCAUGUAAAUAAAGCAUCUAUAUCAAAUGUACCCAAAGCAAUUAAAAGGCAGAGUCUAGGGCCCAGAUCAUAAGCCAGACAGAGGGGUCUAUUUCUUCUUCUUCUUUUUUUCCCUAAUUUUCCCUGAAUUGUGCAAAUGUAGGUGUUACUCAACCUUUCUGUGCCUCAGUUUUGCUACCUCUAAAGGGGUGAGUUGGUUUUCCAGUUGUUCUGUCUCCAGUGUCCUGGUGGCCUCCAGU
Molecule: messenger RNA, 5364 nt
Organism: Ochotona princeps (American pika)
Lineage: Eukaryota; Metazoa; Chordata; Mammalia; Lagomorpha; Ochotonidae
Gene: NIPA1
Product: NIPA magnesium transporter 1
Exons: 5
Coding region: 51-1025 (324 amino acids)
Biological process (GO): magnesium ion transport
Cellular component (GO): membrane
Molecular function (GO): magnesium ion transmembrane transporter activity
Source: RefSeq, a predicted model, not a curated record